Messenger RNA from Danaus plexippus (monarch butterfly), 1382 nucleotides. It is a transcript of the gene lark, whose product is annotated as RNA-binding protein lark. NCBI's taxonomy places the organism in Eukaryota, Metazoa, Arthropoda, Insecta, Lepidoptera, Nymphalidae. The transcript is spliced from 5 exons. Bases 158 to 1183 code for a protein of 341 amino acids. The record is from RefSeq and is a predicted model, not a curated record. Gene Ontology annotation, cellular component: cytosol. Gene Ontology annotation, molecular function: zinc ion binding; mRNA binding.
GAAUGUCGGUAACAAAAGAAAUUGUUGAUGGUUGACGCCAUUUUGUAACUUAUGAAAGUGCAUUGCACCUAGAAAAUAAAUUCUGUGAUACUAGAUUGUAUUUUUUGUUUAAUUAGUGAUAUAUUUAGUGGCUAAAACGGAUUCAAAAGAAACUAAAAUGCCGGGCGCCGGUACUUUCAAAAUCUUCGUCGGGAAUCUUUCCGAUAAAACCACAGAUGCCGAUCUCAGACCGCUGUUCGAAAAGUUCGGUACGGUCGUAGAAUGCGAUAUCGUCAGAAAUUACGGUUUCGUGCACAUGGAAAACGAGCAAGUCGGCCGCGAAGCCAUUCAGAACCUCAACGGUGAAGUAGUUCACGGGCAGGCGAUCAAAAUCGAGGCGGCCAAGAGUAGAAAGGCGCCGUCAACGCCGACCACUAAAAUAUUCGUGGGUAACCUAACGGACAAGACGCGCGCGCCCGAAGUCCGCGAGCUGUUUCAGAAGUUCGGCACGGUAGUGGAGUGCGAUAUCGUUCGUAACUAUGGCUUCGUGCACCUGGACGCGUCGGGCGACGUGAACGAGGCGAUCAAAGAGCUGAACGGCAUGAUGGUGGACGGGCAGCCCAUGAAGGUGCAGCUCUCCACGAGCCGGGUGCGCCAGCGGCCUGGCAUGGGCGACCCCGAGCAAUGCUACCGCUGCGGCCGCGGUGGUCAUUGGUCCAAGGAGUGCCCCAAGGCCAUGGGCCCCGACCGCAACGGUUUCCGCGAUCGAGCGUUCGGCCGCGACCCCUACCCCCCGCCGCCGCCGCCGCCCUUCCUCCGCGAUCGCAUGAUGGGAGGAUUUGGGGAUCCUUACGAUGGUUACUAUGACCGAGCUCGGUUUGACUCUGCGCGGGACCUGUUCGAGCGGAGGUACCCCGUGGGAGCUUCAAGGGGUCUGGACAUGGCCCCCUCUCGAGCCCGAGGUGACUUCGUGUCCCCGCCCCUGCGCCGGGAGCCCAUGCCGCCCAUGCCUUCCCUGCCGCCCAUGAGAAGCAGUUUGGGUUCCAUGAGGUCCUCGUAUGAUGCUAUGUACAGUCGCAGGAGUCCACCCAGAGGACCACAGAUGUCUAGAGGGAUGUAUGAAGAUUUCAGCCGGGACACAUUUGAUGACAGAAGGCCGGGGAUGCGAGGCCCCUCGCCUUCCAGAAGAUACGCGCCCUACUAGAAUACCUCGACCCGUGCUCGAGACACGUUUGACAGACACAGUCGACGGACGACACAUGUAUGGAGAUUGUGGACUUAAUAUGUACUAAGUGACUGCAAACAAGUGAUUUGCACAUCUAUAGAUAGUUUUGUAAUGGCCGAGGUUGUGUGACCGGUCGGAGUGUAUAUAGGUUUAAUAAUAAAUCUCAUUUUAAGUAUAA